Pneumocystis carinii B80 is the source of this 1822-nucleotide messenger RNA. RefSeq lists its product as hypothetical. The record is from RefSeq and is a predicted model, not a curated record. Gene Ontology annotation, biological process: carbon catabolite repression of transcription. NCBI's taxonomy places the organism in Eukaryota, Fungi, Ascomycota, Pneumocystomycetes, Pneumocystales, Pneumocystaceae. Gene Ontology annotation, molecular function: protein binding. The transcript is spliced from 9 exons. Gene Ontology annotation, cellular component: cell tip; nucleus; cell division site. The coding region runs from base 47 to 1777 and encodes 576 amino acids.
AAUUUGGAGAUAUUACUGAAGAUUUUAUAUUUCAUCUUUUAAAUCUAUGACAAUGGACGUUACAGAGCCAUUAAUAGAACAGGAACAUCAAUUUUCAUUAGUAGAAGGUGUAUACAAACUGAGAAAGCAGUUUGUUUUACAUUCUAUUACAUAUUCUUUAAAAAAUGCUGAUACAGAUCCUUUAUCAGUUGAUAUAAAUCCUAUAACAAAUAAAAUAGAGAUCAGCAUAGUAGAUAUUAAGCAGGAUAAGUGUCCAUUGAAAAUAAAACAGUUAUUUGAAGAUAAAAAUUUAUUAAUUCAGGAUGAAGUAUCAUUGGAUCAAAUAAAUGAUAUAGAAACAUUUGUAUCAUCAGAUGAUACAGAUCUAAUGAAAGAUAUAUUACUAGAAUCAAAGAACAUGGAUGAAUACAGCCUUUUAUCAGCAAAUUUAUCUUCUAAUCAAAUAUCUUUUACAGGAAAUGUUUCAGAAACAUCAAAAGAUAAUAAUACUAUGAAAUCAUAUAAUCCACUUAAUCUAAAAAGUCUAAGUCUUCCUUCAAAGAAGCUUAAACCAAAAAACAGUAUAUUAAAAACGAGUUCAUCAUUUAUUUCAAGAAUUAUUUUACAUGAUGACAUGAUCAAAUGUGUAGCUUCUAAAACAUCAGAUAUUAUUUAUAUUUUCUCAAAUGUAGAGAAGGUUUUUAAUUGGAUUGGGAUAUUUCCUGAUGCCAAGGAAGAAUUUAUUUCAAAGAUUAUUUUUUCAAAAGCACAUAUUACAUGUCAUGAUGCAAAUCAAUUUACAAAGAGUAUCAAUCAAAUUGACACUGUAUUUGGCUUUUCAACAUCAGAUAUUAUUUGGUUUGAUCCAAUUAGUACAAAAUAUACACAUUUAAAUAAACAAGGUAUUGUCAAUUCAUCGCCUGUCAAUUGCAUCAAAUGGAUACCUAGAACUGAAAAUCUUUUUAUAGUUGCUCAUAAUGAUGGUUCAUUAAUUAUAUAUAAUAAAGAAAAAGAGAAAUGUUUUUUUGCACAAGAUGACAAUUGCAUGGAAAGAUCAGAUUCAUCUGAAUUUAAAGUACUUAAAUCAUUAUCUGAUACAGAAAAUCAAAGACAUAACCCAAUUUCUUAUUGGCAAUUUUAUAAACAUUCACCAACAUCUCUUGCUUUUUCUCCUGUUUCUUGUCAUAUUGCUGUUGUAUUUUCUAAUGGUACACUAAAACUAAUAGACUAUAAGAAUGAAAAGCAUAUUGACACCUAUAAUAGCUGGUAUGGUGGUCUGAUUUGUGUAUCUUGGUCUCCAAAUGGACAAUAUAUAUUGACAGGAGGAGAAGAUGAUUUAGUUACUGUAUGGUCAUUUCUAGAUAGAAAAAUUGUUUAUCGCUGUCAAGGCCAUCAAUCUUGGGUGACUGGUGUAUCAUUUGAUCCAUGGAGAUGUAAUAAAAACCAUUACAGAUUUGGAAGCGUUGGAGAAGACGGUAGAUUAUUAUUAUGGGAAUUUGAUGCUGAUUCUCUUGAUAAAACUAAGGAUUUUGAUCAAUCCAAUGGACAUUCUCCCCUCAAAAACAAUCAUAAAACUAUCACAACACCUUUUCUUGACACUAAAACACAAAAGGAUUCUUUAAAUACCUCUUCUGAACCUCUAUAUCAUGCACCAAUGUCAUAUGCAUCUGUAUCUAUUCUUUCACCUAUCAUGUCUAAAAUAAUAAGCGAUCAAUCACUGUCUGGCCUUGUAUUUUGCCAAAACUUUAUAGUUAUUUCUGGAAAAAAAGAUUUCAUUCAAAUAUGGGAUAGACCAUAAUAUUCACCAUGUAAAUCUCUAUCUAUACAUGCUUUUUCUUCUUCA